Messenger RNA from Exophiala spinifera, 963 nucleotides. RefSeq lists its product as uncharacterized. The transcript has a single exon. The record is from RefSeq and is a predicted model, not a curated record. Lineage: Eukaryota; Fungi; Ascomycota; Eurotiomycetes; Chaetothyriales; Herpotrichiellaceae. Bases 1 to 963 code for a protein of 320 amino acids. Gene Ontology annotation, molecular function: gamma-glutamylcyclotransferase activity.
AUGGCUACUCAAAGCACUACCAACCCGGCCGUGGCCAACGGCGUCAGUAGUUCCCCGACCACGUCUUCCCGGACGGGGACAUUCUACUUUGCAUACGGCAGCAACCUUUCGCCUGUCCAGAUGUCGCUUCGCCUCCAGCACUCGCCGUCAUCCAGUGUGCCCGUUGCCAUCGCCCGACUCGACAACCACGCCUGGAUAAUUUGUAAAAGGGGAUACGCCAACGUUGUCGCUUUGCCUGAGGGGGGGUCCCAGAACGUGCAACAGCUGCCAUCGGCCCAGGAAGCGUCUCUUGCGACGGCGGCGGUGUCUCCUCACAACGAGGACCCUUCAACGUCCUCGUCAGAGCCGCCCGAGGAUUCAGAAAGUGUAGUCUGGGGCGUCUUGUACAACAUGCACCCGACCGACGAAGCCAGACUGGACCUCUACGAAGGACACAACGAAGCGCGGAACCCGACACCGGUACCCAACACGGACAAGGACACGGUGCACAUAAAAUCCCACCUCCAGGGCGGGUGGGACUACAAUAAACAUUAUUUACCCGUGACCGUCACCAAGUGGCUCAGGGGUCCCAAGGAGUACGGGGUCGGUCAAGACUCGGGUUCGGAUUCAGAUUUUUCACCAGUGGAGGAGUCGUCGUCGUCGCCGUCGUCGCCGUCGCCGUCCGUGGUACGCGCACUCGUCUACGUCGACGAGUUCCGCACGGAGCCCGGCAAAAUCGUGCACGAGUACAUCGGUCGUAUGAACAGGGCGAUCCAAGAGUCUGUCGGCCUCGGGAUCCCGGCGGCGUGGGUCGACAAGGUCAUGCGCAAGUUCAUACCGGAGGGGAUAUACGUCGAAGACCAUGCCUACGUGGGUACGGAUGAAGGGUACGUCGAGGGUGAAGGGGACGAGGAGGACCUACAACGACGAGAGGAACGACGACAAGGACAGGAGCAGCAGCAGCGGCGGCGGCGGCAAGAGUAA